Messenger RNA from Penaeus indicus, 8274 nucleotides. RefSeq names its product protein jagged-1a-like (gene Ser). The transcript is spliced from 20 exons. The record is from RefSeq and is a predicted model, not a curated record. Gene Ontology annotation, cellular component: membrane. Gene Ontology annotation, molecular function: calcium ion binding; Notch binding. Lineage: Eukaryota; Metazoa; Arthropoda; Malacostraca; Decapoda; Penaeidae. Gene Ontology annotation, biological process: cell communication; Notch signaling pathway; multicellular organism development. The coding region runs from base 1039 to 5040 and encodes 1333 amino acids.
UUGGCUGGUGCAGCGACGACACCACGCCCGCGCCCUCGGCCUCCGCUCGCCCGCCCUCUCUCUCUCUCUCUCUCUCUCCCCCUCGGACGGCGGCCCAAACCUCGCCCUCGAAGAAGAAGAAGGAGGAGGAGGAGGAAGACCUUCCCUCGGGCGUCGGUCUUUUCCGUCUUUGCUUAGAGAGUCAUUCGUUUUUUUUAUUUAAUUAAUUUAUUUAUAUUAAAAAAAAAAUCGUCUCUCACAUUUGAAAACGAAAAAGAAAUAAUUGAUAAAAAAACGGAAAAAGAAACAGGUGAAUUGAGAAGUGCGGUGAGAGAUUUUUAUUUUAAUUUCUUUAAAAGAAAGAGAGAAAAAAAGAAAAGAAAAGAGAGAAAAGGAGAAAUAGAGAAAAUAAAAGAGAAAUUAGUGCGGAGUGAAGCCUCGUGUGAUUCUCGCUUCCGCUGCAAUUUGCCGGUUGCAGGAGGGAGGCGUUGCAGGAUUGGCCGAUGGAGUUCUAGUUCAGAGAAAAAAAGGAAGAAAGAAAGAGGAAAAAUAAAAAAGAGAAGGAAGAAAAGAGGAAGAACGUAAAAACAGAGAAAGAUAGGAAGAGAGAAAAAAAAAGUGAUUUUUUUCGCUGUGCCUUAAAUUCGUGAAAAAGAAAGAAUAAAAGAAAAAGAAAAAGAAAACAGAGAAUUUCUAACUAUCGUGAGAAAAAAAAUAUUAAGAAUAAAUACUAAUAUUUAACAAAUAUUCAUAGUGAUUCUUACGGAGAAACCGAUGUGAAUUAGAAAUAGGAAAAAGGGAAAAAAAGGAAAAUAAAAAAAAGGAAUUAAAAGUUAUGCCGAACAACAGAACUACAUAAAGUGACAGAAAUAAAAAUAAGAAAAAGAUAAUAGAUAAUAACAGACUGUGCGAUUUCCGUCUGACCUUCUGCAGUGCCGUAGUGACCUGUAGUGUGACCUGCGUCGACCUGUGUAGGGGGGGGAAAGUGCUUGCUUGCUUGCGUUUACCUGCAGGCGAUAUGGUCAGAUAACGAUUAUUGAGAGUGCGAUAGUGACAGCGAUGGCGAUGAUGGUGCCCGUGUGCCCGGGGCUACCUCGGGGCCUCUCGUGGCUCCCCGGGGCUGUCCUCCUCCUCGCCGCUUUGGUUCAGGUGGCGGCGGCGUCCGGGCGCUUCGAGCUGGAGGUGGUGGAGGUGCAGAACUCGCAGUCGCAGCUGUGGUCGGGCGAAUGCUGCGGCGGCGCGGCGCGCUCGGCGGCGUCGGAGUGCCCCACGCAAUGCCACACCGCCGUGGCACUGUGCCUGAAGGAGUACCAGAGCACCCAGGACGGAGGCAAGGCGCUGCCGCGGCAGGUCCUGGAGUCGGGCGGCGCGACGUCCAAGGGGCAGAGCGCGGGCGCGGGCGGCCUGGGGAGGUGCACCUACGGCAACGGCACCUCGCCCGUGAUCGGCGGCUCCUCCUUCACCCUCGCCCAGUCGCCGCCCGCCGCCCACAUCCAGCUGCCCUUCACCUUCGCCUGGACGAGAUCUUUCACGCUGAUCCUCGAAGUGUUGGACAUGCGCGCUGGAGUGACGCAGGACGCCCGCCAGGUGAUCGACAUGGCUACCCACAGUGGCAUCCUAGUGCCUGGCGCCGACUGGAACACGCUCACCCACAGCAGCAACGUGACCCGCGUGACCUAUCGCGUGCGUGUCCUGUGUGACCAGAACUACUUCAACACGACCUGCACGAAGUUCUGCCGUCCGCGAAACGACAAAUUCGGCCACCACACCUGCGAUUCGGCCGGGGACAAGGUGUGCCGACCGGGGUGGACCGGCGCCAACUGCGAGACAGCUGUGUGUAAACUUGGCUGUCAUCCUGAACACGGAACAUGUCAAGAACCGGGACAAUGUCGAUGCCGACCGGGCUGGAAAGGCGAGCUGUGCAACGAAUGCAUCCCUUACCCCGGUUGCAAACACGGCAAGUGCGACGGAUCUCCCUGGACCUGCGAAUGCAACCUCAACUGGGGGGGGAUCCUGUGCGACCAAGACCUGAACUACUGCGGCCGCUACCCGUGCCACAACGGCGGCACUUGUGAGAACACGGCACCCGACCAGUACCGCUGCACGUGUCCGGAAGGGUUUUCGGGGCUUAACUGUGAGGUGGUGGAGGACCCCUGUGCCCCAGGUCCCUGUCACAACGGCGGCACGUGCAGGGAGGUCAACGGAGGAUUCCAGUGCACGUGCGCUCCGGGCUGGACGGGCGACACGUGUCAGAGCAACGUAAACGAGUGUGAGACGGAGCCCUGUGAACACGGUGGAACUUGCAUCGACGAAGUGAACGGAUUCUCCUGCAAUUGCACGACAGGCUGGGAGGGAAAUACGUGUCAGUUCGAUCUUUUGUAUCUUGUUUCCUCAGACGUAAACGAGUGUGAGACGGAGCCCUGUGAACACGGUGGAACUUGCAUCGACGAAGUGAACGGAUUCUCCUGCAAUUGCACGACAGGCUGGGAGGGAAAUACGUGUCAGUUCGACUCCGACGAGUGCCAGGGCCGGCCGUGCAUCAACGCCAAGGCGUGCCGCAACCUGGAGGGCGACUACGAGUGCGAGUGCCGCCGGGGCUGGAAGGGCAAGAACUGCAACGUCAACAUCAACGACUGCAACGGCCAGUGCCUCAACGGCGGCACCUGCAUCGACCUCGUGGACGACUACCACUGCGCCUGCUCCAAGGGAUUCUCGGGCAACGGAGGCGAGUGCGUGGACCAGGAGGCCUACUAUCGCUGCAUCUGCCCCGUCGGCUACUCGGGGGCGCAGUGCGAGAUUGACAUCGACCUCUGCAACCCGAACCCGUGCGACAACGAAGCCCCUUGCAUCAAUACCCAAGACGACUACUACUGCCACUGCCCUGAGCAAUGGGGGGGCAAGACCUGCUCCAAGCCGCGGCCAGCCUGUACGCAGCCCCCGUGCCAAGUUGUGGACAGCUGCCUCGUGCCCGAUACCCGCGAACCCGGACCCGUCAAGCUCGUGCCCUCCAACAUCUGCGGCAGACACGGCCGCUGCGUCAGCCACGUCGACGGAAACUUUUCCUGCGUGUGCGUCCCGGGAUUCACCGGACAGUAUUGCCACAUCAAUGUGAACGACUGUGAGACCUCCCCGUGCACGAACGGCGGAACGUGCGUGGACCUCGUGAACGGCUUCCAGUGCGUGUGCGACCAGGGCUGGGAGGGAACCAUCUGCGACCGUGACACGGACGAGUGCGCCGACCAGCCGUGCCGGAACAACGCCACGUGCGUCGACGGCAAGGUGGACUUCACAUGCACGUGUCCGGAGGGGUGGAAGGGGCGCACGUGCUCGUCCACCACGUCCCACUGCGAAGCCUCCACGUGCCAGAACGGCGGAGUAUGCACCGACCUGGGCACGACCUUCAUGUGCCGCUGCCCCGAGGGCUGGAAGGGAACCGCGUGCCAGAUUGCCGAGCGCCGCGCCUGCGACUUGUCCCCGUGCAAGAACGGCGCCACGUGCGUCAACAAGGGCGACGGCUUCACGUGCCUGUGCCAGGACGGGUGGGACGGAACCACGUGCCAGAACAACAUCAACGAGUGCGCCACGUACCCGUGCUACAACGGCGGCCGCUGCCUCGACGGCAUCAACACGCGCGUGUGCAAGUGCGCGCCUGGCUUCGCCGGCCCCGACUGCCGCAUCAACAUCGACGAGUGCGCGUCGUCGCCCUGCGCCUUCGGCAGCACCUGCAGGGACGGCCCCGGCUACUUCCGCUGCGUGUGCCCGCCGGGGCGGUCGGGCCACCGCUGCGACCGUGUCGAGCUCGCCAACGACACGGGCGUCGACGCGCCCAAGCCGUGCUUCUGGGGCGGCGAGCUGCGGCAGCACGGCGCCGUGUGGACGCACCAGUGCAACUCUUGCCAUUGCAGCCACGGCACUGCCUCCUGCUCAGGCGUCUGGUGCGGCCCCGAGAACUGCCUGCGCUCGCGCGACCCCGCGCACUACCCGUGCAAGCCCGUGCAGGUGUGCGUGCCGGGGCCGCCCGAGUGGUGCCUGGCGGGCGCGUGCGAGCCGUGGGGCGAGUGCCGCGACCUGAGCCACGACGCGCAGAAGGUGGCGCCGCCGACCAACCCUGGCCCCGCGGACUGCCAGCCCAACCGCGCCACGCUCAACAACGCCUGCGCGCGCCUCACGCUCGUGCUGGACCGCGCGCGCCUGCACGUGGGCGCCCGCGUGCAGACCAUGUGCCGCGGCCUGCGCGCGGCCUGGGCAGGGCGCCACGGCCACACCGCUGCGCCCUCGCCCGUCAUCCUGUGCGGCCUCGUCGCCGGAACCAACGACACGGUCGAGGUCACGCUGUCGUAUCCUACAGGAGGUCCUCACGGUGACGUCACGGUCGCUGCGAAGACCCUCGGCGAGCUGGUCAGCAAGAGGCUCACCACCGUCAGCGCCCUCACCGCCGUCGUCGAGGUCAAGGUGGAGACGACGGUCGUCAGCGGCGAGAACCCAGGUAUCGCCAACGGGGUCCUGGCGGCCGUGACGGUGGUGCUGGUGGUGCUGGUGGUCCUGGCGGUGGCGGCGCUGGGCUACUGGCAGUGCCGGCGGCGCCACCUGCAGGCGCACCACCGCAACGCCUUCCCGUCGCACUCCUCGCGCCACAAGCUCGCCGAGGACGCCCACGCCGAGAAGUCCAACAACGAGAACGAGGAGAAGCUGUGGCGCUACCACAACCCCCUCAAGACCUCGUCCUUCUGCGGCGGCCCCGGCGACGAGGCGGGGCCCUCCUGCUCGCGCGUGACCCCGCAGGGCCCCGGCGACCCGCGGGUGGCGCCCCUGGGCUCGCCCGUGGGCCUCAUCCAGGUGCCCAAGGCUAGCCUGGCCACGCCCGAGACGGACCUGAGCGACUGCGAGUCCCCGACGCACGGCCUGCCGGCGGCCAUGCGCAAGGUGCAGAACGCCGACGUGGAGCGCAACAUCACCCCGCACGACCCGGCCUGCAAGAGCAUACAGAAGGAGAUCAACCUGAAGGCCAUCUCGCCGAGGGCGGCGGAGGCGGACCACGUGACGAGCGAGGUGGUCGUAUAGCAGAAGGACUUCGGUCCUCCCUCCUGCAGGACCCCAAGCGUGACGUGGGAGGGCGUGCUCGUGUGCGUGCCCGCGGCCCGCCCCUCGCGCCUGCCAUGUUCCCAAGUGCCUAAGCCACGAGUGUGUUCACGCGGGGAUUUCCCCUUCUGACGACGCCCCAAGGGGAGCUUCGAGCUCCUCCCGCCCGAGUGACGAUUGUGCCUCCCCCCCCCCUCCCCGUGAAGUGAUGGCGCGGUGGCGUCGAAGCGGUCGGAGACUGCGGACACUUUAGUGGUGCCGACGCGACCCUAGUGCGUGCGACGCUCGCUUGCGGCUAAGAAACCUCGUGACGACUUCUUGUACAGUGCCUCAUGGACCUUGCGCUGGUGUGACGGAGCCUCGGGGCCUCCGCCUCGAGCGCCCGUCACAGCGCCCACUCAUAAACCUCAUGACCGUCUUCGUGACGACGACGUCUCCGGUGCUCCUGCGACCGUCCUCGAACCGUUUCCAGAACUCUUCACGAACGCCUCUGGGGUCACAGCGAAGGCCCGUGACUCCGCCGGCGCUGAUGACAGGCGCUCGGUGACCCCGGAAGGAAUCGUGGCGACACAAGUGGUAUCCAAAACUGUCAAGUCGUGAAGACCUUUUUUUCGUAAACGUUUUGCGGAUCCUCGUGACCAAUGUCCAAGCAACUCGUCUUGGAUCUUAUGAGGCUCUCUCGAAUGUUCAGGUAUGAUGUAUUUUAUAUCCAAAGGCUUUUUGAACGUUCACUCCGAUGCAGGCGGCCGCGCGCGGAGUGAGGCAGCCACCACGGGCUUCACUUCCGCGGCCGCGAACACCCACUGACGACGCAUAUCCUCCUCAAUCUCCUGGGACGUUCUUCGACUAUGCAUAUCCCUCAUUAGCUCGAGAAUUCACAGAUAAGGCAUAUCCAGUACCUCCAAGCACUCCUUAGACAGAAUGGUGCAUACCUGGUGCUUCCACGGACGUUCGUUGCUCGAAGGAAAAGGAAGAACGUGCACCCAGCGGCCGCGCUGACGAUCCAGCAAUCCGGUGUUUCUACGAACGUUCGCGCAGGACUUUGACAGAAUGCUCUAUGUUUAACGAACGUUCGGUAACGAUGCAUAUCUGGCUCUCUGCUGUCCGUUAUCGCUUACUGGCGGUCCUUGUCUGCCUCCGGUACCUCAACCAACGACCAAUUUGAUGCUGUGUUUUGUCGACGCGCCAUCUCCCGGAGCGUUUGCCGAUGGAUCCGGGUCUCUCGUCAUGGCGCAUUCAGUAUCCGUAUCUCAGUGUUUACUGUAAUGUAUUCAUCCUCCGGUACUUAUAAGAGCGCUUGUUUGUGUGUUAUAUGCGGCAUCAGCUAUCAUCACAGCGUUCUCCGUUGACGAACGCGGUAUCCAGCGUCAGUUAAAAGCGAAAAUGUGAAUCCGCGGUGGACUGGAUAUCCGCUCACCCUUACGCGAACGCAAUGUAUAACUUUACUAUUUACUGCAUAUUCUCAGUGUAAAACGGAAGAAAAGAUUGUGGAAUACACAUAUGUUUUUAAACUCCUCUCUACCCUCCCCCCCCCCUUCAAAAAAUAAAUAAUGGAUGAUGUGUUUAUAGAGAAAGAGAUAAAUAGUUUUUAUGUGACGUAGACUUUUAAAAAAAAGGGAAUCCGAUUAUUUUGUACUAGAGUUGGGGAGAGGCUUGGGUCUCUCUCCUCGGGGAAUCUGCCUUAAGGAGUCAACACAUUUCCUCUUUAAAGCCCCGACUGUAUAUUUAUCUUUUUUUUAAAUAUAUGUAUCUCCCUUUUUUCUCUCUCACUUUUUUUAGCGGAACCAGUAGUUGUGUUUUUUUGUUUCUUUUGUGUUUUAUUUUUCAGUCCUUGUUUAUUUUUUUUUUUUCAUUUCCUGCGGCCAUGUUGCUUGUGAGAGCUUGUAUACUGCCUUAUAUAUGAGCGCUUCUGUAUAAAAGAUAAUAAUGGCCCCGGUGUUUAUAUAACUGUAUAGAUUGUAGCAGAUUUUUAUAGUCCACAGGGCAGCGGAAGAUCGUGAUCUCUAAUAAUGACAAAGUUCAUUGUGUGUUUUUUUUUCGAAUCGAUUUCUAUGUUGAUCAAUUUCUUUUGCGGGUUUUCUUUAGUGAUUGACGUCACUGUUAUGACGUCAUGGGCAGGUCGUGACGUAAGAUAGUGAAAAAAAAAGAGUUUUCAAUGUUGAGAUCAAAUUUCUCUCUAUAUGUGAAUAUCAAUUUAAUUUUUUUAAAGAAUGAUAAUAAUAAGAAGAAAUGAAUUAGGACGGAAUACCAAAUGUCAGAAUGUUUAUCUGAUGAAUUCUUACGUCACGACUUCGCUGAGGCCUCGCAGUCUAAAUCUAUUUUUCUGAUAAUACUCACACUUGUUUCUGUUGCAUCCCUCAGCUCUCAAACUUCUACAAUACCUGAUAUCGAUGUAGAAAGCUGUGAUAUUUUUGUACAUUUGUAUUCAGUGUUGUGCAAUGUAUAUAUGUAAGUAUUUAUUGAUGUUAAACCUUAGCAUCAUUGACGCCAUUAUUAUUAUGAUUCCGCUAAGGGGGGCGCGAGGAUCGGUGGGUUAAGGGAGGACUAAAAGAAAAAUGAUUUUUUUUUUAAUCAACUUGGAAAAUAUAUAUCUAUAUAUAUAUAUAUAACUAUAUAAAUCUCGUGACAAGAUUUUUUUUUCUAAAGUUCUCUCAUAGGGAAGAGAAAAGUAGAUAAUCCCCCACACACAAAAUGUAGAAAACAAAAGAAGAAAAAAUAAAACACCAAUUUUCAGGCAAGCUAUGUGAAAGAAAACGGGAAGUGUCCGUUUUCUCUCUCCACGAGGAUAAAAAAAAGAGACAAUUCCUCGAUAAAUAAAGAAAAUAGACAAAAAGCAAACGAGAGAAAGGAAGAAAAAUACACUUGAGAGUAAAACAAGACUAAAAUCCGCCACGAAAGGGCUGUGAUAUUGUCGAAAAUACCAGGAUAUUAAAGGGGCCACAAUGACACGGUUGCCGAUUGCUCCUUUUUUCUCAUGAUUUUUUUGUUCUUUCGCAGUCUGUCUGUCUGCUUUUGAUUUUUUCUUUUUGAUUUUUUUUUUCUUUGUUUCGUUUUUUUUUUUCUCUAAUGAUCUAACAGGCGACACACAUCUGUACAAAACGAGAGGAAGAAGAAGAAGAAGAUUAACGUGUAUAUUUUUGGUAUUUUCGAGCGAGAUUUAAAGCAUGCCUUGUUGGGAAACAUCUCGAAAAGACAAUAAAGAUUUAUUCGGAUAUA